Messenger RNA from Daucus carota subsp. sativus, 2241 nucleotides. RefSeq names its product protein FAR1-RELATED SEQUENCE 5-like. The record is from RefSeq and is a predicted model, not a curated record. Gene Ontology annotation, biological process: regulation of DNA-templated transcription. The coding region runs from base 1 to 2241 and encodes 746 amino acids. Gene Ontology annotation, molecular function: zinc ion binding. NCBI's taxonomy places the organism in Eukaryota, Viridiplantae, Streptophyta, Magnoliopsida, Apiales, Apiaceae. The transcript has 6 exons.
AUGAACAAAGCUGUGGACAACCUUAAGACGAUGAACAAAGCUGUGCACAACCCUUUAGAUGAUCACGUCCAACUACUGGAAGACAAGGAUGAAGCUGUGUACGAUCAGUCAAAAAUUAUACAAGAAUUUAUUCCGCGGUGUGAUCCUUCAAAGAGACCAUUUCUAAAUCAGACUUUCGACGAUUUGGAUUCUGUCUACGAGUUUUACAAAGAAUACGGACGAGUUUGUGGUUUUGAUAUUAGAAAAUCAGCUGAAAAAAACGACAGAGCAGGGAAUACAAUCAGUAAAUAUUAUGUUUGCUCCAGAUCAGGUUCUAGUGAAAAGGAUUCACGAAAAUCUGAAGAUGGAGUUGUGACUCACAAACAUCGAACAAGAAAAACCGUAUCUAUUAAGUGUUUAUGUCCUGCAUUGAUACGUGUCAACAUAGCGGGCAAUGGUAGUUGCAUUCUUAAGAGAUUCAUUGAAGAACACAACCAUUCAUUUGCUGAUAGGGAUGGUGCUCAGUUUCUCCGUUGCAAUCGGAAUCUUACAUAUUUUCACAAGAGUUUUAUUUUCGAUGCAGCAAAACUGAAUAUAGGAGCCACUCGUGCACAUGGAAUUGUUUCAGCGAUGACAGGCUCUCAUGAAAAUGUUGGUGCAACCACAGUGGAUUUUAAAAAUUUUUCGAGGGAUGUUAAAAAAAAAAUAGGGAUACAUGAUGCUGAUAUGAUUAUACAGAAGUUUCGUGAUAUCCAAUGCAGUUCUGAUCCUACAUUCAAAUUUGAAUAUGAAACUGAUUCUUCAAACCAUCUAACGCGUUUAUUCUGGGCUGACGGAAUAAACAGAAAAAGCUAUGAAGUUUUUGGAGAUGUUGUAUCCUUUGAUGCAACAUACAGGACAAACAAGUAUGGUAUGGUUUUUGUACCUUUGAUUGGAAUAGAUAACCAUUGGAAAAGCACUACAUUUGCUGGUGCUUUGCUUGAGAGCGAAUCUGCAGAAAGCUUCAAGUGGCUAUGUAAUACUAUGAAAAGCAUUUUUGGACGAGAACCGAAAUGUAUCAUCACAGACCAAUGCCCAGCAAUGAAAGUUGCUUUGGAGACUGUAUUUCCACCAGUAAAACACAGGCUUUGUAUGUGGCAUAUUAUGAAGAAGUUCCCAUCAAAGCUAGGGUCAUUGUUUUGCGCAGAGCCUGCGUUCAUGGACAGAUUAAAUAAGUUUGUUUGGUCUGACCAUACAUCACCGUUAGAUUUUGAGGAAGGUUGGAACGAAGUCAUAUCAGAUUUUAAUCUUUCCGGUAAUAAAUGGCUUACCGAAUUAUACGAUAUACGUCAUUCAUGGAUACCUGCAUACUUCAAUGACGAACCAAUGUUGGGUUUAUUAAGAACAACUUCAAGAUCAGAGAGUUCAAAUUUCUACUUUAACCACUUCUGCUAUUUCAAGCAGCUUGCACAUUAUGACAACAUAGUUCCUAGAACCUUGUCAAACAAGGAAAUCGAGAAAGAUGCUGCACAACAUUACACAAGGGUAAUGUUCUACAAGAUACAAGAGGAGAUCAUGGGAUGCAGUGGAGAUAUCUCUAUUAUGGAUUUGAAAAUGGUUGAUUCAGUCAAAACAGUUGUCAUAAAAGAUCCUCAAAAUAAAUCAAAUUUAUUUGAGGUAUCUCUAAAUCUUGAAACACACGAUUUAGAGUGUUCUUGUAAGCUUUUCACACGCGUUGGAUACCUAUGUAGCCAUGCAUUUUUCUGUUUAGGUAUUAGUGGAAUCCACAUAAUACCAAGGCAGUAUGUUAUGAAUAGGUGGCUAAAGAAAGCAGUGGAGAGAUUUUCAACAUUAGAGCUUGGAGAAAUUUCAGACCCAUUAUCUGGAGAAGAGUCUCGUAGAAAGAAGCUGCAAGAGUGUUGGUUUAUUUUCCAAAGUUGCGUUAGUGAGGCAUCCUCUGACCAAGGUCAAAUUAAUUCCCUUUACGAUAGUUUGAAGGUGAUAUCAGAACAAAUGAAGAUAUCCAAGAAAAGCGCAGGGUAUCGUUUAACCGCAGACAUGGUUGAAAAUUUAAUCGGUUCAAAGAUUGUGGAAGAUGUAACGGUAUUACCUCCCAACCAGAGUAAUAAUAAGGGUUGUAGAAAGAGAAUGGUAAACCCCGCUGAAAAAUCACUUGGAGGGAAAAAAAGAACAAUGAGACAAUGUCAGUUCUGUAAUACUCAAGCUUAUCAUGAUUCUAGGAACUGUCCGGAGAAAAAAAAGAAGGAACAUCUGGAACAGUAG